Molecule: messenger RNA, 4881 nt
Organism: Doryrhamphus excisus (bluestripe pipefish)
Lineage: Eukaryota; Metazoa; Chordata; Actinopteri; Syngnathiformes; Syngnathidae
Source: RefSeq, a predicted model, not a curated record
UGAGGAUAAACAGUAGAAAAUGAAUGAAUAAUUAAACUGUAUGCAUUAUUCCUCACAGUCUUAUGUUGAGUUAUAUAACCACGUACUUUUCUACUGUAUAAACAAUAUCAAGCCUGCUUUUGUUGCUCUCAAUGUUGUGAGGUUAGAGCACGCCUUCCACCUCCACUACACAGAGAGAGAGAGCGAGCUACCUAUAAUCAACUAUUAUAAACAUUAGACUUCACACAGAAGGCAAAGGGGCAGUCCAGACCUGCCUAAAAUCUCUUGCCUCUGGGUGUGCAUGCGUGCACCUAUGUGAUUGCUGAGGAGGAAUGACUCACACCCCUGACGGUGUGUUUGCUUACCCAAGUCCGGAGGACUUUCCCUGCAUUUCGCCUUUGCUCACAUUAAUGUUAAAGGGUUCGAAGGACCGCUUGCUAUAGGAUGACCUUCCUUAUCUCAUUGAGCUCACACUCCAAUCAAGACGAUUAAUCAAAACCGAGCCACGACACGGUCGGGAGGGCCGGCGUGAUGGACAGCUGAUGGAGUCUUCCAUCAUGUUUCCCUACCAUUGACGCGUCGUGCCCGAAUCCGCUCUGAGGCAUAAGUGUGUACCAGCGACCCCCAUUUCUCUGCCAUGGUGACAUAAGCCGCAUCGCAAUAUGAGGGAGAGCCAACGUGAGACCGUGUCAUUUCUUUCUCCAGUAGCUGCUUCAGCUGCCGCCUCAACGUCUUUUUGCCGCGUGUUCGAGAAAAGACUGAUAUUUUUUUUGUAACUUGUCAAGCGCUUGUAUUUUUUUUUUUUUUUCGCGCGGCGGCGAGACGAUGCUGGGAUGCGUGACUCGCGUCCGUCGGCUGGUCCGUCUCCUCCCUCUGCAGACGUCCCUCCUUCUCUUGUUUCUGUUCUGCACCGUCAGCGUAUUCAUCUCGGCUUACUUCCUGUAUGGCGUCAAGCGGGAGCUGGAGCCGUCAGGAGGGGGCGUUUCAGGCGCGGAUGGAGCGUCGGCCGAUUCGGACGACGUCAGAGUCACGCCGUCUCGGCUGUUGCCGCUUCGCGGCGUCUCAGGAGGCCCCGGCGUGGACCCCGCCGGAGUCAGGACAGAUCCUGUAGUUCUGGUUUUUGUGGAAAGUCAGUAUUCCCAACUUGGGCAGGAAAUUGUGGCUAUUUUGGAGUCCGGGCGCUUCCAGUACCGGACGGAAAUAUCUCCCGGGAAGGGCGACAUGCCGACUUUGACGGACAAGGACCGAGGACGUUUCACUUUGGUGAUUUAUGAAAACAUUCUCAAGUACGUGAACCUGGACGCGUGGAAUCGGGAGCUGCUGGACAAGUACUGUGUGGAAUACGGAGUGGGCAUCAUUGGAUUCUUCAAGGCCAAUGAGAACAGCCUGCUGAGCGCUCAGCUGAAAGGAUUCCCCCUGUUUCUCCACUCCAACCUGGGUCUCAAGGACUGCACCGUCAACCCCAAGUCCCCGUUACUCUUUAUCACCCGAUCAGGGCAGCCGCUGCCGGGUCCUCUCCCUGGAGACGACUGGACCGUCUUCCAAUCCAAUCACUCGACGUACGAGCCGGUGUUGUUGGCCAAGACCCAAUCGGCGGAGAGCAUUCCAUCCAUGGGACAGAACGCUGCUCUGCUGCCCUCCGUGGUGCAAGACUUGGGUCUCCAUGAUGGCAUCCAGAGGGUCCUGUUUGGGAAUAACUUGGUCUUCUGGCUCCAUAAGCUGGUGUUUGUGGACGCCGUGGCUUUUCUCACCGGGAAGAGGCUGUCCUUGUCGCUGGAACGCUACAUCCUGGUGGAUGUGGAUGACAUCUUUGUGGGGAAGGAGGGCACCCGCAUGAAAGUGCCUGAUGUCAAGGCCCUGCUGGAGACGCAGAGGGAAAUGCGUACCCAUGUUCCCAACUUCACCUUCAAUCUGGGAUUCUCAGGGAAAUUCUUCCAUGCUGGAUCGGAUGAGGAGGACCUGGGUGACGACCUGCUGCUGUCCUACGUGAAGGAGUUCUGGUGGUUUCCUCACAUGUGGAGUCACAUGCAGCCUCAUCUCUUCCACAACCAGUCCGUGCUCGCCGAGCAGAUGCUGCUCAACAAGAAAUUUGCCAUGGAGCACGGCAUCCCCACCAACAUGGGCUACGCCGUCUCGCCACAUCAUUCGGGCGUCUACCCCGUCCACAUGCAGCUUUACGACGCCUGGAAGAAAGUGUGGAGCAUCAAGGUGACCAGCACCGAGGAAUAUCCGCAUUUGAAACCGGCCCGUUUCAGACGAGGUUUCAUCCACAGCGGCAUCAGCGUGCUGCCCAGGCAGACGUGCGGUCUUUUCACGCACACCAUCUUCUACAAAGACUACCCAGGCAGCCCCAAUGAACUGGACAAGCUCAUCAACGGGGGAGAACUCUUCCAAACGGUUCUGCUGAACCCGAUCAGCAUCUUCAUGACCCAUUUGUCCAACUACGGGAACGACCGCCUUGGCCUCUACACGUUUAAAAGCCUGAUGAUGUUCGUCAAGACCUGGACAAACCUGAAGAUGCAGACCCUCCCGCCUGUGCAGCUGGCUCAGAAAUACUUCAGCCUGUUCCCCUCUGAGAGAGAUCCACUCUGGCAGGAUCCAUGCGAGGACAAACGGCAUAAGGACAUCUGGUCCAAAGAAAAAACCUGUGACCGCUUCCCCAAACUCCUUGUCAUCGGUCCUCAGAAGACAGGCACGACGGCUCUUUACCUGUUCCUCAGCAUGCACCCCGACCUCACCAGUAACUACCCCAGUAAGGAGACCUUUGAGGAGAUCCAGUUCUUCAACGGCCACAACUACCAUAGAGGCAUCGACUGGUACAUGGAGUACUUCCCGCUGCCCUCCAACGCCAGCUCAGACUACUACUUUGAGAAGAGUGCCAACUACUUUGACUCGGAGGUGGCGGCGCAGAGGGCCGCAGCGCUCCUGCCCAAAGCCAAGAUCAUCACCAUCCUCAUCAACCCGGCUGACAGAGCGUACUCCUGGUACCAGCACCAAAGAGCCCACGAUGACCCGGUGGCGCUGAAAUACUCAUUCCAUGAUGUCAUCACAGCCGGCCAGGACGCCCCGGCCAAGCUUCGGGUCCUCCAGAAUCGAUGUCUGCUGCCAGGAUGGUAUUCCAUGCAUCUGGAACGCUGGCUCAACUACUACCAUUCCAGCCAGCUGUUGGUCUUAGAUGGACAGAUGCUGAAGACCGAGCCCGCCUCAGUCAUGGAUAAAAUUCAGAAGUUCUUAGGCUUAGCGAACACCAUCAACUACCAUAAGAUCUUAGCCUUUGACCCCAAGAAGGGUUUCUGGUGCCAGUUGCUUGAAGGCGGAAAGACCAAGUGUCUGGGGAAGAGUAAAGGACGCAAGUACCCCGACAUGGACGCUGAGUCUGUGGCGUUCCUCAGGGAGUACUACAGGGAUCACAACAUCGAGCUGUCCAAGCUGCUGUACAGAAUGAGUCAGCCCCUCCCCACGUGGCUCAGAGAGGAGCUGGUCCACACCAGGUAGCAUCACCGCGGCGUGGGGGACCGGGGGAACCGUAUUCAGUAUCAACUCUGAGGAGAAGAAGAGUAAAGCUCACGGCGUCUUGUUGUGGAGGACGUUCCAUCAUCAUCAUCAGGACGCCAGCAUGGUGCGUUCAUAUUUGUCGUCCAUCUUGUGAUCGUCCAUCAAUGAGCUGAAUGAACCAGGGGGCGGAGCUUGGAGAUGCCGUGUGCCGUUCAGGAGAACAAGGCAGGAACUCGGAGGCCUUAUUUGCUCCCAAUUGGGGAAUAGGGAUGCCGUCUCAACUCUUACGCACUGAAGCUGAAAACCAGAAGAACAUUUGAGCUUCACGGUUGUGGAACUUCUGGAAAAAAAAGGACAAUGCCUGCAAGCGAUAAUUUUUUUAUUAUUUUUUUUUUUUCAAGCGCAGGAACUUCAAGCUGACGGAGACAUUUAUUGAUUUUAAAAGUGAGGAUAACGGGACAUCCGGCUGCAUGUUGUAGCCUUUUUUUUUGUUGUUUAUUAUGGGAUGGAAUUUACUAGAAUCUUGUAAUUGCAUUUACAAGUGCCAGAACAGAAUCUUUAUUAAAUAUUACCAAUUUUUUUUUAUUUCUUUUUAUUUUGACUGUAGUUUCAUGAUACUUGUAGAAUGUACCGAAAAUUAAACAUCUUAGCCCCCCCGCCCCCCCACGCAGGGGACGUGAAACUGCCUGCUGUCACAUGACCACUGAAUGGACGGGAAGCAGGAAGUGAUGGUGAGGCUGAAAGCACAAUAUUUAAUAGGUACAUUCAUCAUACUGGAUAUAGCACAUGAGGUUUUUUUGGGGGGGGGGUGGCUAAAAUCUGUGAAGAAGGUCAUAAGCUAGCUGCUCGACGUUAGACUCAACUUCCUGUUUCUUUUUCUUCUGUUUUAGUUCUUAACAUUCGACUUUCCGACACGUUUUUUGGGGGCUUUGAAGGCAUCACCACUGCAAGUAGAUGUCAAAAAUACAUGAAGCUGCUCUUCCUGCAAUAGUUUUAUACAAGGUUGUGACGCUAAAAAUAAAAGCACCCACCCCACCUCCACCCCGCACCCGCCCCCCGGACUUUGUAAAAUGUACAUAACUGGCCCCCCCCCUUUGGUAGAACUAAAUUAUUUGAAUGUUUUUGGCUCUCCAUCGGUGUGCGACGUCAGUGAUGUAGGGAGAAAAAUUACAAUUAAAAAAAAAAAAACAAAAAAAAAAAACAAUUCAACGCAAAUUGUGUCCUCCAAUGUCCUCUCACUGCCAACUGUUGUCUCCAUAUAAAGUAUUAACGUGAUAACGCAUACAGUAACAGCAACGAUGGUACUAACAAUAUCCUGGACUGUAUGAUAAAGAUUUGUAAUUGUUGUCAAUAAUUUUUACAGUGUAACUAAUAUUGUCGGUGCUUUUUAAUUUGCAAAUAAAACAC